AUGAUCCAGUACAUCGCUCUCCAGACCACCCGCGCCAUCACCCUCGCCGAGGAGCCCGCCACCAUCGCCGCCCUUCCCACCCCGCCACACACCCCGAGCAAGCCGACGCCCGCGGAGCAGCAGCAGGCACAGGCGGCUUCCAAGCUCCCGAGCCUCCAGGACUUCAUCAUCUUCAUCUGCCAGAGCUCGCACGUGCAGGUCCCGACGCUCCUUGCGACGCUCAUCUACCUCGAGCGCCUGCGGACGAAGCUUCCGAAGAUGGCCAAGGGCAUGCCGUGUACACGGCACCGGGUGUUCCUUGCGACGCUCAUCGUGGCUGCCAAGUACCUCAACGACUCGUCGCCGAAGAACAAGAACUGGGUCAACUACGGGCGGCUGUUCGAGCUCGCCGAGGUGAACCUUAUGGAGAAGCAGCUGCUGUACCUCCUCAACUACGACCUCCGGUUCGACGAGGAGGAGGCUCUCCGCCACUUCGCGCCUUUUCUC
Molecule: messenger RNA, 486 nt
Organism: Trametes versicolor FP-101664 SS1
Lineage: Eukaryota; Fungi; Basidiomycota; Agaricomycetes; Polyporales; Polyporaceae
Product: cyclin-like protein
Exons: 2
Biological process (GO): regulation of cyclin-dependent protein serine/threonine kinase activity
Cellular component (GO): nucleus; cyclin-dependent protein kinase holoenzyme complex
Molecular function (GO): protein kinase binding; cyclin-dependent protein serine/threonine kinase regulator activity
Source: RefSeq, a predicted model, not a curated record